AUGCGACUGCUAUUUUUGCUACUCUGCUGCACCGUAGCUUUUAGCUGCUGUAAAGCUGUUGAAGAAAAGGAAACCAGCGACGUAUAUUCAUUAUUGGAGGCACAGAAAUUUUUACUCGAAAUCGUUUGGCAUGUACAGGAGCCAGUAGCACUGCCUGAGUGCCAGGAUGUUGAAUUUGUCAAUGAUGCGGCGCAAUAUACGAAAUUCGACAGUGACAUGCAACGCUUUGUUCAGGAUGUGCAACACCAACGUUUACUACCACGAAAUGACUUUUUCAGUGCGGUUGUGCGCACGCAUCACCAGCAAGUUUUGGGCUUAUACAAAUUACUGACAAAUGCCAAAGACUGGACCCUUUUCAAGCAGAAUGUAUGCUGGGCUCGUACGCACAUCAAUCCCGGCAUGUUCGUUUACGCACUCGACUUGGCGAUAAGACAUCGUAAAGAUUGCGAAAUCUUUGUGUUGCCACCAAUCUACGAAAUAUUUCCGCAACAUUUCUUCAACAGUGAAGUGAUACACAGGGCUAUGACUGUCAGCGAAAAGAAAUUGGAAAUGGCACAAGAGCAAUCGCACGCAAAUAACGGUACGGUAAGCGAAAGAAGCUUACACGAUUGGCAAACCUGGCAGUGGUGGAAGUUAAUGGGCUUAAGCGAUCAGCGUUGGUAUCUCGAUACAGAAGGCAGCGGUGCAAAGCGCGACGGUCUUACGAAAUAUUGGACACCUGUGGAUUAUACGCGCGAUGUGUACAUUUUGAAUGAUGAAACACGUUUAUCAUACUUGCUAGAAGAUGUGGACUGGACUACAAGUUGGUAUGAAUUCAAUGUGGACUAUCCGCCAUUUCUCGAGGACGAGGAAUUAGGCGCGCAUCAUGGCGAAUGGUGGAUCCACCAAUUGCGCACGAUAAUGACACGCUAUAACUUGGAACGCCUAUCGCAGGGCAUGAAGCCCAUCGCGGAUAUGAAAAUUUCGAAAACCAUAGAGACGGGUUAUAAUCCACAACUUGUCAGCUGGAAUGGUCAGACUUUCUGGCAACGCUAUAAUAAUUACGAAUAUGCUGAUUAUGGGUUUCCGGCAACGAUCGAUGUGAUUUUUAAAGUCACAAAAGAAAUAUAUGAAUUAGCCGACACUGGCGUAUAUCGGCGGGAAAAUGGCACAUUGCAUGAUUUGCAUCAGCUUGAGGCGCAACAAGAUUUCUUUAAUAUUAUACAUGGUAAUGUGAAUGCUUUGACGCCGUACAACCAACAAACCUAUUGGUUCUACUCCCUCAUGUAUCUUGCGCAAAUUGAGUAUGAGCAAUUCCAUAAAGUGGGUCCACAUGUUUUGGCGAAUUUCGAGACGGCGUUACGUGAUCCGCUCUUCUACUCGCUAAUGCAACACAAAGUUUUGGAUAUGUGGAACCGUUAUAUGCGUAAUUUGCCUGCAUACACGCGACAGGACUUGCUAGCUGUUGGUAUUGAGGUGAAGUCGGCUGCGAUUUCACCGCUGACGACUUAUUUCGAUUACGCUGAUAUUGAUUUGACCAACUUGUGGUUGGACAAAGUCAGUCCAUUUGAUAAUCGUAAAGGUAUUUAUGCCCGUCAGCAGCGGUUCCAACACAAGCCUUACAAUUACACGUUGCAUAUACAAGCGGAUGGUCCAGCUACAAUUAGAAUACAAACCUUCUUAGCACCAAAAUACGAUGAACACGGUGCGCUGCUGUCGCUCUCGAAGAACCGCGAAAAUUUCCUAGAAAUCGACCAUUCUAUUAUGGAAAUAAAAGCUGGUCUAAAUAUUGUCGAGGGGCGUUCGUAUAACGAUGAUGUGUCGACUAAACGCUGGACCUACAGCGAAAUGUGUGAUAUUGUCGACGCAGCGAUGUCCGAGCGUUUAGAGUUUCCAAAGAAUUUAAAUCUACAUUCAGACCGUUUCAAUUUACCAAGAGGUAACAAGCAAGGCUUUCCAGUACAGUUGGUCUUUGUUGUUAGAUCGGUUGAUGAAAAACAGGCUUACGGUUUUCCUUUUGAUCGGCAAAUCGAGCACGAAAACAUGUUUCAAGUGCCUAAUGUAUUUUUCAAGGAUGCUAUGGUCUAUCAUGUGGAUCAUAAUGAAAAUAUUGAAGAAUAUGUUAAGAGCUACGCGAACUUUGGCCAAUUCGAUGAAAACUACUGGAAGAUUAAGUGAUUUAUUUGAGUCUUUAUAA
This is a messenger RNA of Bactrocera tryoni, 2176 nucleotides long. RefSeq names its product larval serum protein 1 gamma chain-like. Bases 1 to 2157 code for a protein of 718 amino acids. The record is from RefSeq and is a predicted model, not a curated record. The transcript has 2 exons. NCBI's taxonomy places the organism in Eukaryota, Metazoa, Arthropoda, Insecta, Diptera, Tephritidae.